Messenger RNA from Punctularia strigosozonata HHB-11173 SS5, 2770 nucleotides. RefSeq lists its product as uncharacterized. The transcript is spliced from 4 exons. The record is from RefSeq and is a predicted model, not a curated record. The coding region runs from base 1 to 2457 and encodes 818 amino acids. NCBI's taxonomy places the organism in Eukaryota, Fungi, Basidiomycota, Agaricomycetes, Corticiales, Punctulariaceae.
AUGCUGGCGAACCCCGGUCCAUCUACCCCGCGUCCGAAACCACCUGCGAAGGCACGCAGGUCCUUGAUCCGCCAGAAAUCAUCCCCACCACCACCAUAUGUCCUUACACCUGAAUGCGAGCAGCGAUCCAAGUCGGACACCGUACCUGGCUCACCCGCAGUGGUGACCACGCAGAUCCUUGAUUACUUCGGAGGCGACGGCGCGGAACGAAUAACUGCAGAUUGUCUAAACGAGAGAUCCCGCGAUGAACUACACCGGUUGCUUGCUCGCGCGGAGCAAACGAUUAAGGAGCGAGGGGAUGAGUUAGGUCUUACCUCCGAAGUAUGCAGAAAUCUGUACCAGGACAACGUGACGCUCAAGAGCGAACACGACGCUCUGUUCUCUCGCCUACCGUUGUCUCGAUCUCAGUCUCCGGACGCCUCCUUCUCACCUCCCGCCUCACCCGCGUACCACACCCAAUCACUCUCUCCCUACUCCAGUUCAUUUUCCGACAUUGGAUCGCCCAUAUCUGCUCGUCUCUCCUUCCAAUCACCGCGGAGGAUCACCAUCUCUGCUGAUGAUAUCGCGUUCCUUACGGAGCAAAACCAGGAGCUGCUCGCAAAACUUGAAAAACUCGAGGAGGAGUCAGCGCAAGCGGACCUCGCCGGGAAACGCAAGCUACGGAAGCUUGAAAAAGAAAUUCAGGGCAUGCGUGACGAGCUUGAGCGCACGCAGUCUCGCAGUGCCGAGCUCGAGGAGAGGACCAGGAAGCUCCUUGAUCGGGAAGUUGACAUUCGCAAGCAAGAAAGAAUAGACCGCUACCACGAACUAAGAGCCAUGACAGAACCUCAUCCCCGUGCAACGGCUGAUUUCCGGGACUUCUCUCCUGGCGGAGCAAUGUCUGGUCCGGUUGUUCCGCGACAUGCAGAACGUCUCCCAUCCUGGCCACUCAACGUCGACAUUACUAGGACGGAGCCAUUGAUCGCAGAGAAUUAUCCUAUUCCACAGAGUACGACGCCUCGCGGUGAAAGACAAUCGGAAGACGAGCGAAACAUGAUUGCGCAGCUGUUAGAGAAAAUUCGGGAGCUCGAGGAUGUCAACGCGCAGAUGACCCAUCAACAGGCGGACACAUCGGUGCGACUGCUCGCUGCUCAACGCGACUCCGACAAUAUCAAGAAACUUUACGAUGUUUUCAGAGACCAGUCUGGGGCAGACCUAGAGAUUAUUGUGGAGGACGCCGACGCUCAGGCCACUCCAGUCGACGCGAGUAUAUCACCCGCGAUGUCCAGCAGAACUGGACUGGAGCUCCCUAGGAUCAUACGCUUCAAGAGCCUGCGCAGAUCUAUCGAGGAGAUGUCACUAGACCUUGAUGCUUUCGCGGAGGGCAUCCAGGAUGACAUGCGCAGCACAGGCCGAGGCUUGCCGGUAGAAAGCGGUCUUUACUCUCGGAAGCCCCGUAAACCGAUCGUGGGUCUUUUCGACGAGCCUGAACCCUCAGGUUCGGACCGAUCGUCACCCGAUCAACCUGACCUCUCUUUCCAUUCCUUUGGUUCUUCCCUGCCGCCCUCCCCUAUUAUCCCUUCGCUACCUGCGGGAUCGCAUACGCCAAGGAUUGCGACUCCCACGACCCCCUUGUCAGAUAGCAAGACAAUGUCUCUGAUGUUCGGACCCGGACAUAUCGAGCCCCCGUGCCGCGUUCUGAGUAGCGAGCUUGGAGCAGAGUUACAACAUGACAACGUAUGGGGUAGCCAAUCGGAAAACCACCAUCUUCGGCGCACCAGUCUGGCGAAUAUUAGCCUGUUUUCGGAACCAUGUUCUCCGCUGGACAUAUCUUCGUCUCUGCCAGGCGCAUUCGAGCAUCACGAUUCACAAGGCAACAUAUCCCUGGGGGAGGAAAUGCAAGCAGGGUUGGUGGAGCCACUGCCUUCCUUCGCAUCAUUGUCCAAGGAGGACACUUCCGCUGUUGGCCUGGCUCCGCCUAUGAGGCCGGACCACUCCCUUCGAAACCGACGGCUUUCGGAGGCAAUGCUGUCGCGCAGUGGUCGCUGGAAGGAAGCCCGUGCCAGCCACUGGGCCACCGGCGGCGCGAGUCCCGUCAAAAGCCCCACGCUAAAGCAUGCAACGAAAGGGUCUAAGCUGGGCCUUGCCAGCAUCUUUGAGGCGGCCGUGGACGCCAUGAACAUGGGCCCCUCGGGUGGGAGUCCCGUUAACGAGUUUACUGAUCUGCAAUACAACGCAGAGGAGGUAGCCGACGAUGCAGAUAAUUCUGCACUGGAGGUAAGACCUGCGCAGGGCACCCUGACCGAGAACAAGGAGAAGAUGGGUCUUGUUCAGGUCGUCUUGGAGCUUUGGCUGUGGUUACAAUUUGUCAUUAUCAUUGUCGUCUUCCUGUGGGCUAUGGCGAAACGAGGACCCAGGAGUGUACUUGCGGAUGCCGAAAAACGCAGGAGGACGACCUCUUUGACUGCACAGAAGUGAUCCUCAGUUAAGCGCUUGCGUAAAGGAUUCUUAGUGGGAUUACACAGGGACAUCUGCGUUGUAUCAUUAAAGUAAACGAUCAGGACUUUGCGUCUAAACGAUUCGAAAAUUGCAACCUUGCAGACAUGCGAACCGUGGGCGCCCUUAGCUGCGGCAAAAACCAUGGUUGAUUACGAGGCACGAACACCAUAAAGUACAGAUUAUAGGCGGAGUUUAGUACUCGACACACCAUCUAAAUGCGGCAAAGGCUGGAUAUGUCAAGCGUGGACCCGGCCUCCUCCUUCUUCCACUCCACUAGUAAGGUAACGAUGGC